This is a messenger RNA of Eptesicus fuscus (big brown bat), 2646 nucleotides long. RefSeq names its product solute carrier family 38 member 9 (gene SLC38A9). Gene Ontology annotation, molecular function: amino acid transmembrane transporter activity. Gene Ontology annotation, biological process: amino acid transmembrane transport. The record is from RefSeq and is a predicted model, not a curated record. Lineage: Eukaryota; Metazoa; Chordata; Mammalia; Chiroptera; Vespertilionidae. The transcript has 16 exons. The coding region runs from base 408 to 2135 and encodes 575 amino acids.
GCCCAGCGCUCUCGGAACUCCAUUCCCCGCCGGCCUCCGCGGUCAGGCUGUGGCCCCUUCCUGCUCCGGCUACGGGAAACCGGGCUGCCCCGAGUUCCGAGGCCUUGGGAAGGUUCCCCCCUUCCCUCCCCCCUGAGCUCUGGAGGCUGAGGACUGGCCUGCUCAGCAUCCUCCCCAGGAGUGGACUUCUCCAAAUCUGAGAUGCUGAUUCAUCGCAAGAAGCCACUUUCCCUGCUCAUCCAUAGUCCCCAAGCGGCACUCCUCCUCUGUCAGAGUUCUGUGCGAGAUUGCAGCGCUCAGGCCCCUGGUCAGGCUCCACUCCGGUUCUCCUUCUCUUGGGGUUUCCACCACAUCUGCAGUCACUUCCUCAUCAGGACUGACCGCUGCAUUGCUCGGAGCCGGAGGAAAUGGCGGAUCUGGACAGUGAUUCCAGGCAGCUUCUCAUCCCUGAGGCGGACCAUGAAGUUCAUCCUGGGCCCAUGAAUAUCCAGUUUGAGUCAUCAGAUCUAAGAUCCAACAGGCCUUUCCACGUGGAGCCCACCAACAUCGUCGGCGCGAGCGACGUGGUGCAGAGGGUCAGCGACCGCGCCUCGGCCAUGAGCAAGCGGAUCCACUACUACGGCCGGCUCGCGGCUCCCGCAGACCAGGCGCUGGUUGCCCCAGACCACGUGGUCCCGGCGCCGGAGGAGCGCUACGUGUACAGCCCGCUGGGCUCCGCCUACAAACUCCAGAGCUGCUCCGAGGGGUCCGGGAAGAACAGCAGCCUCGUGACCAUCUUCAUGAUCUGGAAUACCAUGAUGGGGACCUCGAUACUCAGUAUUCCUUGGGGCAUCAAGCAGGCGGGAUUCACGACCGGGGUGUGCGUCAUCCUGCUGAUGGGCCUGCUGACCCUUUACUGCUGCUACCGGGUGGUGAGGUCACGAGCCACGAUACCAUCGGUGGACACCUCGGCCUGGGAGUUCCCUGACGUCUGCAGGCACUACUUCGGCGCCUUCGGGCAGUGGUCGAGCCUCCUGUUCUCCCUGGUGUCGCUCGUCGGAGCCAUGGUCGUGUACUGGGUGCUCAUGUCUAACUUCCUGUUUAAUACCGGGAAGUUCGUGUUCAAUUUUAUUCAUCACGUUAACGACACAGAUGCUGCACUGAGGACCAACGACAGCAACCCUGUGACCUGUCCGAGCGCAGGCAGCGGCCGUCCCGACAACGGCUCUGCCGUCCUCUCCGCCAACGCCACGGGCCGGCAGCAGUUCGAGGAGUGGUGGGACAAGUCCCGGACGGUGCCCUUCUACCUCGUGGGGCCGCUCCUGCCGCUGCUCAGCUUCCGGUCGCCGUCCUUCUUCUCCAGGUUCAACGUCCUAGGUGCGCUGAGGCACGGUGUCCGUCGUCUACUUGACCUUCCUCGUCACCUUGAAGGCUGCUCGCUCGGGAUUUCACCUGGAGUUUCACUGGUUUACGCCAACAGAGUUUUUUGUGCCAGAGAUAGGAGCUCGGUUCCCGCAGCUGACGGGCGUGCUGACCCUGGCUUUCUUUAUCCACAACUGUGUUAUCACACUCCUCAAGAGCAACAAGAACCAGGAAAACAACGUGAGGGACCUGGCCAUCGCCUACCUGCUGGUCACGCUCACCUACCUGUACAUCGGGGUGCUGGUCUUCGCCGCCUUCCCUUCGCCGCCGCUGUCCAAGGACUGCAUCGAGCAGAACUUCUUGGACAACUUCCCGAGCGGCGACGUCCUGUCCUCCGUGGCGCGCGUGUUCCUGCUGUUCCAGAUGGUGACCGUGUACCCGCUCCUGGGCUACCUGGCCCGGGUCCAGCUGCUGGGCCACGUGUUCGGGGACCCGUACCCCAGCGUUUUCCACGUGCUGGUCCUGAACCUGAUUAUUGUGGGAGCUGGCGUGAGCAUGGCCUGUCUGUACCCCAACAUAGGAGGGAUCAUCAGGUACUCGGGAGCAGCCUGCGGCCUGGCCUUCGUGUUCGUCUACCCGUCCCUCAUCCACAUCCUCUCCCUCCGCCACGAGGACCGCCUGACGUGGCCCACGCUGGUCUUCCACGUCCUCAUCAUCGUCCUGGGCCUGGCCAACCUGGUGGCUCAGUUCUUCAUGUGACGCCCCGUCGCGCCAGGCCUCGCCCUGUGCGCUAGUCUACGCCGCGGCUCUGAACGUUCUGCCGAGAAAACCUGGAAACAAGAGCGACAGCCGCCCAUUCACUCCUGAGCCGCAUGGCUCGUGCGGGGAAGGGGCCGUAAGAACCGUCUUUGUCUCCACCUGCCUCCUGUCCCUCGCCUCCUUCCUCACCGUGUCCUGAGUGGAAGGUGUGCCCUUAGGAAGAGUCACGCUGUGUUUUGCUUUUAGCCAUGAGGUAGGCGGUGCAUUUGGCGACAAUGAAGACUCAGGGUGUCCCCGCCGGGAUUCCGUUCCAGGCUCACUGCACUCCCUUCCGUUCUGUCACGCGCCAGACCAUGGUUGCAGUUUGCCUAAACCUUUACCGUUGGGGACAGUAAACCAAAUACCUCAUUUUCUAAAGAGAAAUCUCCAUGACAUCAGUGUAAAUAGACUGAAUUUUUAACCAUGAAAGAAAGGAAGAAAAAGAGAAGGUCGCUAGAGGCCCCAUGGCCAUGAGCUUUAUACAGAAUAAAUGCACUCAUGGCGUUG